UUUAUCAAUUUCAUCACACAUCGGAGAAGAAGAAGAGGAGCAGAGUCCCCCUUCCCGCAUUGUUCAGAUUCCGAACGAUCGUCGAAUCGGGAAGUCAAUGACUACGAGAAACUUGGUGGAGCCUUCGUGGCGUCUUCUCGCAGCGAGCGGCGGAGACACGGUCAAGCUCUUCGACGUCUCCGCCGGCGCCGAGUCUUGCGAUGAUCCCUGCGUUUUGAGCUACACUCCGACGCCUCGCUCCGUCGUCAAUUACGUCAAAUGGAACCAUACGAAUAUGGUUGUAGCGAGUGUGGGAGAAGAUAAGAAGAUAUCUCUGUGGCAGAAAAAUGGGAAGACCUUAGGAUCUGUACCUAAGAACAGCAAUGAUAUCAAUGAGGAAUGUUUAUCAGCCAUUAGCUUCAGCAACAAAGGGUCUAGGUAUAUAUGUUCUGGAGGAACUGGUCAAACUGUGAGGAUAUGGGAUCUGCAAAGAAAGCUUUGUAUUAAAAAUCUGAAGGGUCAUACAAGUACAAUAACGGGUGUGAUGUACAAUUGCAAAGACGAGCAUGUGGCUUCUAUCAGUGUCGGUGGGGAUCUGAUAGUUCACAACCUUGCGUCUGGAGCAAGAGCUUCUGAACUCAAGGAUCCAAACGGGCAGAUUUUGAAGGUUCUUGAUUAUUCGAGGUUCAGUCGACACCUUCUGCUCACUGCAGGUGAUGAUGGGACUGUGCAUCUCUGGGACACGACUGGUCGUAACCCAAAGAUGACCUGGUUGAAGCAGCAUUCUGCACCAACUGCUGGUGUUUGUUUCUCUCCAUCAAAUGACAAGAUUAUUGCUAGUGUGGGGCUAGACAAAAAGCUUUACACUUACGACUCUGGUACCAGAAAACCAUCGUCCUGCAUUUCAUAUGAAUCACCUUUCUCUUCUUUGGCGUUUGGGGAUAAUGGUCACAUACUGGCAGCUGGAACGGGUAACGGUAGAAUAGUAUUCUACGACGUACGUGGCAAGCCGCAACCUGUCACUGUCCUCCACGCGUACAGCAGUUCAGAGGCUGUCACAAGUUUAUCCUGGCAAACAUCAAAACCAGUUAUUGUGAACGAAAGAAACUGCACGCCUGAGAUGGCUCUUUUUGGUGGUACUGUGGAAGAUUCAGUUGUCAUUCCAGACCCCUCUCCUGCAACGACCUCAUCUUUAGCUUCACAUUCCACGGUGUUGCCAGGCUCUCAUGGAGCUCCCUCUAGUACGUCAAAUCUAUCAUCGGCAGAAGAAACGCCGAAAAGAAAUCAUCUAUGGCCUGGUGGACCACUGAUCAGGCUACAAGCACACCGUGCCAGUGAUAGUUCUAAAGAUGAUAUGGACAUAUUUUCCCCAGUCGUUGGCGUACAAUCUGUUGAGAAAUGGUCUGAUACCGAAGGAUUGAAAAGGGAUCAUCUAGUUCUUGAUAAGAGGACUUCCUCCUUGACGUUUCCUUCUUCGAGCAAAGGAGGGUUUCCGUUUGGAGAUGACGGGAACAAAGACUGGAAACUGAGCUCCACUUCUAAACAGGAUGACACAAGGGCUGCUUUUUCUCCUUUUGGAUCAACGCCCACAGCAUUAUCGAAAAGCGAAUUCUCUGCUCUGACCCCGCCAGAAGCCUGGGGUGGCGAGAGGUUAAACCACUUGGCUGGUAAUGACAAAUUUUCUGAUAAAUUCAGUCACCUGAACCCGCCUCCGCGUCUCGGGAUUUCCAGCUCAAGCGCUAGUACAUCUGGAUCGAUGUAUUCUGGUUCUAGAGAUUUCCCUUUGUCGCUUGGUCAGAACCAGACGAGCCUCGCAAACGUUAGCAUUAGCUCAGAGUUCCCUGGCGUGAGAGACUUCAACUCAAAGUUCGAGAAAUCGUCAACGAUUCUGCCAGACAAUUUCCCAUCCAGUCCGUUGCUAACCAAAGGCAACACCGCUCCGGGGAGCAUUGAUUCAUUGAGGCUUUCACCGAGUUUGACUCGUAGGUUCUCAACUUAUGCUGAGAGAAUCGGCGAUGGAGCCUUUCUCUCUUCUGGUUCGCCUAAGAUAAAGAAAACAGGAGCCGAAACCAGAGAAGAAGUUCUGAAUAAUCUGUUGCAAAGACCUGAGAGACUGGCUGCAGAUGCAGCAGGAGGUCUUCCGGUUAUGAAUGGAGGAGGAAGCUUGCAACAGUCGAAGCAGCCUGAAAACAACUUCACGCUUCAGCUAUUUCAAAGAACACUUGAAGGAACACUCGAUAAUUUGAAGAACUCAGUCCACGACGAUAUGAGGAACCUGCACAUAGAGAUACUGAGACAAUUCCACAUGCAUGAGAUGGAGAUGUCGACAGCGUUAAACUCGGUUCUGGAGAACCAAGCAGAGCUCAUGAAAGAGAUUAAAAUGUUACGGAAAGAGAACCAACAACUUCGCCAAAUGCUUUAGAGAGCGAAAAAAAGGAAUGAAAGGAUAUAUGAGUGCAACCAUUUAAGCUUUAAUGUAGUCGAAUGUUUUGUGUAGAAAAUGCAUUUCACUGGAGUGAAACAAAGAUUAAAUGGAUACUAUUUCACUUUUUUCAGCUGAACUGUUGAUACAUCCUAAUUUGUUAUUUUCUAGCAGACAUAUAUAAUUGUCAAGUGCCAACAGAUGUA
Molecule: messenger RNA, 2607 nt
Organism: Brassica oleracea var. oleracea
Lineage: Eukaryota; Viridiplantae; Streptophyta; Magnoliopsida; Brassicales; Brassicaceae
Product: protein NEDD1-like
Exons: 10
Coding region: 98-2401 (767 amino acids)
Biological process (GO): regulation of microtubule nucleation; regulation of mitotic spindle organization; regulation of phragmoplast microtubule organization
Cellular component (GO): kinetochore microtubule
Molecular function (GO): protein binding; gamma-tubulin complex binding
Source: RefSeq, a predicted model, not a curated record